Messenger RNA from Thamnophis elegans (Western terrestrial garter snake), 6427 nucleotides. Its product is annotated as myosin-16. Gene Ontology annotation, molecular function: cytoskeletal motor activity; ATP binding; actin filament binding. The transcript has 43 exons. The record is from RefSeq and is a predicted model, not a curated record. The coding region runs from base 66 to 5909 and encodes 1947 amino acids. Gene Ontology annotation, cellular component: myosin complex. Lineage: Eukaryota; Metazoa; Chordata; Lepidosauria; Squamata; Natricidae.
AUUGCGCUCUUCCCUCAAUCUUCUCUUUCUUUCUGGAUCCAUCCUGCGCCUGAAUCCAAGCCGACAUGCCUGGUGGAUACAAAGGAGAAUGUGGGGAUGAUGUUGACCCCUUGCCCUUCUUGGCUCCCACCGAGAAGGAGAAGAUUGAAGCCAUCAGCAAACCGUACGACAUCAAGAAGUCCUGUUGGGUGAAGGACGAGAAGGAAGGCUUCAUAGCUGGGGAGAUCCAGUCGGAAACUGAUACUCAAAUCACGGUGAAGACUGUGACCAAUCAGACAGUCACCAUGAAGAAGGACGAUGUCCAGCAGAUGAACCCACCAAAGUUCUACCAGAUCAGCGAUAUGGCCAACAUGACCUUCUUGAAUGAAGCCAGCGUCCUGGAUAACCUCCGGCAGCGUUACAUUAUGAUGAGGAUCUAUACAUAUUCUGGCCUCUUCUGCGUCACCAUCAACCCUUACAAGUGGCUGCCCAUCUAUGGGGCACGCGUGGCCCAGAUGUACAAGGGCAGGAAGCGCACGGAGGUGCCUCCUCACCUCUUCUCCAUCUCUGACAACGCCUACCAUGAUAUGCUUAUGGAUCGUGAAAACCAGUCUAUGCUGAUCACUGGAGAAUCCGGAGCGGGAAAAACUGAGAACACGAAGAAAGUCAUCCAAUAUUUUGCCAACAUCGGAAGUACUGGCAAAGCCUCUGCCGAUGGAAAGGGCUCUCUGGAGGAUCAAAUCAUCCAGGCCAACCCUGUCCUUGAAGCUUUUGGGAAUGCCAAAACCACCAGGAACAACAAUUCGUCUCGCUUUGGUAAAUUCAUACGAAUUCAUUUUGGCAGUACAGGGAAACUGGCUGGAGCCGAUAUUGAGAGCUACCUGCUGGAGAAGUCCAGAGUCAUCUCUCAACAACCUGCUGAAAGAGGCUAUCACAUCUUCUACCAACUCUUGUCCAAUAAGAAGCCUGAACUUGUUGAGAGCUUGCUGUGUGUCCCGGAUCCCAAGGAAUACCAGUGGACAAGUCAAGGGGUCACUGUAGUGGACAAUAUGGAUGAUGGGGAAGAAUUGCUCCUGACAGAUGUGGCCUUUGACGUCCUGGGCUUCACCGGAGAGGAGAAGAACAGUGUGUACAAACUCACGGGGGGCAUUAUGCACUUCGGCAACAUGAAGUUCAAGCAGAAGCCGAGGGAGGAACAGGCAGAAGUGGACACCGCCGAGGUGGCUGACAAAGUCGCCCACCUCAUGGGUCUGAACUCUGGGGAUCUUCAGAAGGGGAUUACCAGGCCCCGGGUCAAAGUGGGCAACGAGUUUGUGCAGAAGGGGCAAAACCUGGACCAGUGCCACAACUCCGUGGGCGCCCUGGGCAAAGCGGUCUACGACAAGAUGUUUAAGUGGCUGGUGGUCAGGAUCAACAAAACCCUGGACACCAAGAUGCAGAGGCAGUUCUUCAUCGGGGUCCUGGACAUCGCUGGCUUUGAGAUCUUCGAGUUCAACAGCUUUGAACAGCUGUGCAUCAACUUCACCAAUGAAAAGCUGCAACAGUUUUUCAACCACCACAUGUUUGUGCUGGAGCAGGAGGAAUACAAGCGAGAAGGGAUCGACUGGGUCUUCAUCGACUUUGGUCUCGAUCUCCAGGCUUGCAUUGAGCUCCUGGAAAAGCCCAUGGGCAUCUUCUCCAUCCUUGAAGAGCAGUGUGUGUUUCCCAAGGCGACCGAUGCCACGUUCAAGGCUGCCCUGUAUGAUAACCAUCUGGGCAAGUCCCCUAACUUCCUGAAGCCAAAGGGGGGGAAGGGCAAAGGGGCAGAAGCCCACUUCGAGCUGGUUCACUAUGCUGGCACGGUGGGCUACAACAUCACUGGUUGGCUGGAGAAAAACAAGGACCCCCUGAAUGAAACGGUGGUGGGCUUGUUCCAGAAGUCUGCCAUGCCUUUACUCUGCAUUCUUUUCAAAGAAGAAGAAGGUGCAGCUUCGGGGUCCAAGAAGCAGAAAAGAGGGUCCUCCUUUAUGACCGUCUCCAACUUCUACAGGGAGCAACUCAACAAGCUGAUGGCCACUUUGCACAGCACCUCUCCCCAUUUUGUCCGCUGUAUUGUACCCAACGAGUUCAAGCAAUCCGGUGUGGUGGACGCUCAUCUGAUCUUGCAUCAAUUGGCUUGCAACGGUGUCCUGGAAGGCAUCCGUAUUUGCCGCAAAGGGUUCCCCAACAGACUUCAGUACCCUGAGUUCAAGCAAAGGUAUCAGGUGCUGAACCCCAACGUUAUUCCUCAAGGGUUUGUGGACAACAAGAAGGCCUCUGAACUUAUUCUGGGAUCGCUUGACCUUGGGGAAAAUGAGUACAAAAUCGGACAUACUAAGGUCUUUUUCCGCGCUGGUGUCUUGGCCAAGUUGGAAGACAUGAGGGAUGACCGUUUGGCCAAGAUCAUGACCAUGCUACAGAGUCGCGUCCGUGGUUUCCUGAUGAGAAUUGAGUUUAAGAAGAUGCUGGAGAGAAGGAUGGGUCUGAUGCUGAUCCAGAGGAACGUUCGCAAGUUCUUACUGAUGCGUUUCUGGGGAUGGUGGAAACUGUACAAUAAGGUGAAACCUCUCCUGAACGUUGCCCGCCAAGAGGAGGAGAUGAAAGCAAAGGAGGAAGAGCUGAGAAACGCCAUGUCCAAGACUCAGGAAAUGGUGGACCGCAUCAAGGAGUUGGAGGAGAAGUUGGCCACCCUUAGCCAAGAGAAGAAUGAUUUGACCAUCCAACUGCAGGCUGAACAAGAGAACCUGACCGAUGCGGAAGAGCGCCUGACUCAAAUGAUGAAGGCCAAGAUGGACCUGGAGAGCCAGAUUUCCGACAUGAAAGAACGCCUGGAGGAGGAAGAAAGCUCAGCGGCCUCCUUGAGCGCCCACAAGCGCAAGUUGGAAGCGGAACUCAACGAUCUCAAGCGAGACCUCGAGGGCCUGGAGACCACCUUGGCCAAGACCGAGAAGGAGAAACAAGCUCUCGAUCACAGAGUCCGAACUUUGACUGGUGACCUGCAAGCCCGGGAUGACUCAGUGGCCAAGCUCCAGAAGGAGAAGAGAGCCCUGGAAGAGCUACACCAGAAAACUCUGGACGACCUUCAAGCGGAGGAAGACAAAGUGAACCAUCUGACGAAAACCAACAGCAAACUCAGCACUCAGAUACACGAGUUGGAAGACAACUGGGAGCAAGAGAAGAAAAUCCGUGCCGAGGUUGAAAAAGCCCGUCGCAAAGCGGAGGGCGACUUGAAGAUGACCAUCGAAAAUCUGAACGAAAUGGAGAGGACUAAGCUGGAUUUGGAAGAGGUGGUGAAGAAGCGAGACAUGGAGAUCAAUUCCGUCAACUCCAAGUUGGAAGAUGAGCAGGCUCUGAAUUCCACCCUUCAGAGAAAACUGAAGGAGCACCAGGCUCGAAUUGAAGAAUUGGAAGAAGAACUAGAAGCAGAGCGAUCCAUAAGGGCGAAGAUUGAGAAGCAACGCAGUGACCUCUCCCGGGAACUGGAAGAGCUAACCGACAGACUUGAAGAAGCUGGAGGUGCUACCACAGCUCAGAUUGAGCAGAACCGCAAACGGGAAGCCGAGCUGCUUAAGCUCCGGCGAGAACUGGAAGAAGCCGCCUUGCAGAGCGAGGCCACGGCCUCCACCUUGCGCAAGAAGCACACCGACGCCAUGGCCGAGAUGACCGAACACCUGGAGAACCUUCAAAGGGUCAAAUCCAAGCUGGAGAAAGACAAGCAGGUCAUGAAGGCCGAGAUCGAUGAUCUCAGCAGCAGCAUGGAAAACGUCCAGAAGUCCAAGAUUAAUGCCGAAGCUCAUGUCCGCAGAUUGGAGGACAACCUGGCUGAAGUCAACGCCCGAUUGGCUGAGAUGGAACGGAAUCAAGCAGAAACGAACGCCGUUAGGAACAGACUCCAAGCUGAGAACAACGAGCUGAGCAGGGAGCAUGAAGAAGGUCAGUCGCGGCUCAAUCAAGUCCUUCGGGUCAAGACAUCCCUCACUUCCCAAGUGGACGACUUCAAGCGACAGCUGGACGAAGAAUCCAAGGCCCGCAGUGCUGCAGUGGUCAGUCUGGCCAACACCAAACACGACCUGGAUUUGAUCAAAGAGCAGCUGGAGGAGGAGCAAACCGGCAAAGCUGAGCUCCAACGCUUGGUCUCCAAGCUCAACACCGAAGUUACAACCUGGAGGACCAAAUAUGAAACCGAUGCUAUUCAGAGAACAGAGGAACUGGAAGAGACUAAGAGAAAACUGACCGCCCGUCUUCAGGAAGCAGAGGAAGCGGCUGAAACUGCGCAAGCUCGAGUAGCCAGCAUGGAGAAGUACAAGCAGAAGCUCCAGAUGGAAGUGGAAGAUCUAACUUUGGAUCUUGAAAAGUCCAACGCAGCCUGUGCUGCCCUGGAUAAGAAACAACGGGCCUUUGACAAGAUGAUGGCCGAAUGGCAGCAGAAGUGUGAGGAGCUCCAAUUGGAGGUAGACAAUUCCCAGAAGGAAUGUCGCAUGUACAUGACGGAGAACUUCAAGCUCAAGACGGCCUAUGAGGAAGCCCUGGAGCAGCUGGAAUCCGUGAAGAAGGAAAACAAGACUCUUCAGGAGGAAAUCAAGGACCUCAUUGACCAGUUGGGUGAGGGAGGUAGAAGCGUCCACGAACUGCAGAAGAUAAAGAAGAAGUUGGAAAUUGAAAAAGACGAGCUCCAGGUGGCCCUGGAGGAAGCUGAGUCUUCCCUGGAGGUGGAAGAGAGCAAGCUGAUUCGCAUUCAGCUGGAGCUGGCUCAAGUCAAGGCAGACAUUGACAGGAGAAUCCAUGAGAAGGAGGAGGAAUUUGAAGCCACAAGGAAGAAUCACCAGCGUGCCAUCGAAUCUCUACAAUCUAGCCUGGAACUGGAGGCCAAGGGGCGAGCAGAGGCCCUGAGGCUGAAAAAGAAGAUGGAGACAGACCUGAAUGAAAUGGAGAUCCAGCUGGACCAUGCCAAUAAGAACAACAGCGAGCUGGUCAAGACCUUGAAGAAACUCCAGCAACAGAUCAAGGACAUGCAGAUGCAGAUGGACGAAGAUGCUCGCCAACACGAAGAGCUGAGGGAACAAUACAAUCUUCAAGAACGCCGGCUCAGCCUUCUCCAGACGGAGUUGGAAGAGGUGCGCAUCGGCCUGGAGGGCAGCGAACGCUCACGGAAGCUCAUCGAGCAAGAAUUGGUGGAUGUCUCCGAAAGGCACAACGAACUCAACGUUCAUAACCAGAGCUUGCUAGUGAUCAAGCGCAAGUUGGAAUCUGACCUCACGCGCAUCAGCAACGAACACGAGGAACUCAUCAGCGAAUUCCGAUCGACGGAUGAGAGGGCGAAGAAAGCUGUGGCGGAUGCCACCCGCAUGGCUGAAGAACUGCGGCAGGAACAAGAUCACUCCAUGCAUCUGGAGAAGAUCAAGAAGAACUAUGAGAUCACCAUCAAGGACCUGCAGGUCAAGAUGGAAGAAGCUGAGCAACUGGCUCUGAAAGGUGGGAAAAGGACCAUCAUGAAGCUGGAGACCCGGAUCAAGGAACUGGACACCGAGCUGGACUCCGAACAAAAGCGCCACGUGGAGACGGUGAAGCUGCUGCACAAGAACGAGCGGCGUCUGAAGGAGCUGGUCUUCCAGACGGAGGAGGACCACAAGACCAACCAGCGCAUGCAGGAACUGGUGGAAAAACUGCAGAACAAGCUGAAGAUCUACAAGAGGCAGAUUGAGGAGUCUGAGGAGCAAGCAAACCAGAACUUGGCCAGGUACCGGAAAACAGUGCACGAGCUGGAUGAUGCUGAAGAGAGAGCAGGCAUGGCGGAAUCCGCCCUGAACAAACUCCGCACCAGGCACCGCCUCUCCACUGGCAAAGCCUUCACAUCCGUGGAGAUCAUCCAGGUCUCCAAAUCAGGCAGCUCCAAGUCAGUUGCCGAGGAAUGAAACUCCCCUCUGGCCCUGCAGCCGUCUGACAGGCUAAGCAUCUCAGAUGGCUGCAGCGUGGGAAAAUUGCUCACCACCGUAGGGAGGACCGGAGCAGCCCGAAGACGUUUAUAAAAGCACUUGCAAGGAAGUACGAGAAGGAGAGAGGACGGGAAGAAGAGCUUCUUGGCCCUUUGGGGGGAAGAAAAGGGAUCCGCUAACCACCCAUCCAAGCGUCCAAUUUUCUUCAUCAAGAAGGUGAUGAACCAUGGACAAGUUCUCAAAGAGUCAAGGCGUCUGUUCUGAAUGCAGUCUGUUGCGUUUUCAUGUCAAGGACGGAAAACGUUAGGAGGUCCAGUUUGGGUUGUCUCUUGUAAAUGCUACCCUACUUGGAGCAAUCUUCAUAUUUAGUCUGAAUAAAGCUUAAUCCUUUGGGGAAAAAAGAGAUUUGAUGGAGUUAUUUGCUUUCACGUUGUUAGGUAAGCUCCCCGUUGGGAGAGCGAGUAUGUUCAGCGAAGCGUUGUGAGAGUUGUGUUAGA